Messenger RNA from Stylonychia lemnae, 1248 nucleotides. The record is from the annotation of a GenBank genome assembly. Lineage: Eukaryota; Ciliophora; Spirotrichea; Sporadotrichida; Oxytrichidae.
AUGGAUAAUAAUAGCGAGGACAGACAGUCUGAAUUUUAUUCCUUGAAUAGUAGCACCUACAUACCUGCUGGAUCAAGAGAAAAGUAGCCUUCCCAGACUAGCAGACGAUCAAAGUUCUCAAACUUUUAUAAUCAAAAUUCUAAUAGAAAUGAAUCAUUCAAAACCUGCAAUGACUAAGAUGGAAGUGAUGAUGAAUUUUAAGAUGCAAUAUACAGCAAAGAAAAUCAAAAUCGUCUAGACUAUCAGUAUGAAGAAAAAGAUGAAUACUAGUAAGAGAGAGAUAGAUCCGUUACAGAGAAAGAGUUUAAAAGAUAGACAUACAGACUAGAUACUAUCGAAGAGGAGGAUAGGUUUAUUGAAUAUCCAAAUCAAAAGGAAUCAAUUAAGAUUGAAAAGGCAGUGGCAUUUGAGAAAGCAGAUGGAAAAUAUAUAAUCGCAAAUCAAUCUAAAACACCUUAGAAUAUAAAGUUAACUUCAAGUUCUAAAAAAUCUCAAUAGCUUAACAUGAUGAUUAUAGCUGAAAGUCCAGAUGAAGCCAAAACCUCUUUUGAUUAAUUGCCUAUUACAAGAUUACUUAACUUUGGUACAACAAGUAUGCAUGAUUUUUAAGAUGCUGAUCUGGAAAUACCUAAAAACUCAUUGCUUUAAAGUGAUGAUAUACAAGAGGAGAGGCAUACUUUAAGCUCAAAGAUUCCAUCAUCCAGACAAAGAAUAAGAGUCAAUACAGUUGUUGAGAAAAAUGUAGCACUUAACGCCUUCCAUUUGAAGAUCAAUAUUUUGAUUAACUGUAUGAUGUUCAUAGUCAUUGUUCUGUAACUAUCAAUUACUGCUUGGAUUAAUUAUCCUGUUGACUAUAAUGGAAUGCUAGAUGAUGGAUAGAUUAAUCUUCUUAACUAUUUUUCUGAAGUAGGGACAGGCUUGAAAAAUGAAGACAAUUCUGAUUUCAAAUUAGAUCUCGCUGAAAGUGCAAUUGAUGACAACUAUUGUCAUGAUUAAAUAAAGAGAUUUGCAAGUAAUGCCAAGCUUGAUAAAUUAUGUAGUUUUCCGUUCUUCAUCAUUGGAUUUGUAAUAUGGGUCAUCUUAAUUGGAAAAAUGCAUAACAUUAAGGACUGGUCUGCAGGACCCUGGAUGGAAGUAGGACUUAUAAUUCUAGCAAUAUCUAAAUCACUGCAUUUCAAAUAUUUCAAUUACAGAUAUGAGUUGAAUAAAGAAAAGAGAAGGCUUUUGGCUGACACAUUAGUAGACUGA